Molecule: messenger RNA, 1317 nt
Organism: Camelina sativa (false flax)
Lineage: Eukaryota; Viridiplantae; Streptophyta; Magnoliopsida; Brassicales; Brassicaceae
Source: RefSeq, a predicted model, not a curated record
AUGGAGAUUCAAUUUCUUUACUCCAAGCUUCCAGUUUUCAUCUUUGUUCUACUAGCCUUUUUCGUUUCUCAUCCAUUUGCAUCCUCAACUCCCUCUGAUCUUAUUGAGAUGGUGGUUCCCUCAAAGUCCUCUCUGAUGGCGAUUCCCUCAGCUUCCUCUGGUCUUGAUUCCAAGAUGGUGGUUCCCUCAACAUCCUCUGAUCUUGAUUCCAAGAUGGUGGUUCCCUCAAAGUCCUCUGAUCUGGCAGAGAUGGUGGUUCCUUUAACGUCCUCUGAUCUUAAUUCCAAGAUGGUGGUUCCCUCAACGUCCUCUGAUUUGAUAGAGAUGGUGGUUCCUUCGACGUCCUCUGAUCUUGAUUCCAAGGCACGUACAGCGAAUCUUGUGGUAUCUAAAGAUGGUACCGGAAACUACAAAACGAUAAACGAAGCGGUGGCAGCGGUACCGGCUUUCAGCAAAACACGGUUUGUAAUUUAUGUGAAGAAAGGAAUUUACGACGAGAUCAUUAACAUUGGGAAACCUAAAACCAAUUUAACCAUCAUUGGAGACGGGAGAGACGCAACAAUUCUAACCGAGAAGUUGAAUGUCAAAGACGGAACAAAAACUUUCUAUUCCGCAACACUAGCCGUAGAUGGAGAUGGCUUCAUGGCCCAAGAUCUCUGCAUACGUAACACCGCCGGACCGGAGAAGGGAGCAGCAGUUGCACUUCGAGUUAGCGGGGAUCGGGUGGUCAUCUACCGUUGCCAUAUUGACGGGUAUCAAGACACGCUUUACGCUCAUUCAAACAAACAGUUCUAUCGUGAUUGCUACAUCACGGGCACGGUGGACUUCAUCUGCGGUCAAGCUUCGGCGGUGUUCCAAAACUGUCAGAUCGAGGCUCGGAAACCAAUCGGAGGACAGAGCAAUGUCAUAACUGCUCAAUCUCGUGACAGCCAAAGCUUGAUGUCGGGGUUCACGUUUCAGAAAUGUAACAUAACGGCUAGUAAAGAUCUUGAUCCGGUAAAAAGAACCUUCAAGUCGUUUCUUGGACGACCAUGGGGCGUAUUAUCAAGAGUGGUCUUUAUGGAGUCGUUCAUGGGUGAUCUUAUCGAUCCUGCGGGUUGGACCCCAUGGGACAGUGACCUUAGCCGCCUAUCUACUCUCUAUUAUGGAGAAUAUGAAAACAAUGGCCCUGGAGCUGAUACAAAGAAGCGAGUGACAUGGAAGGGAUUUAGAAAGAUAACUGAUCCGAAGGAAGCAAUUAACUUCACCGUAGGAAGGCUUCUUGAUGGAGAUGUGUGGUUGAAGCCAACCGGAGUUCCUUAUGAACUAGGUCUUUAA